Messenger RNA from Polistes canadensis, 5067 nucleotides. Its product is annotated as receptor-type tyrosine-protein phosphatase F. The transcript has 10 exons. Gene Ontology annotation, molecular function: protein tyrosine phosphatase activity. Gene Ontology annotation, biological process: protein dephosphorylation. Lineage: Eukaryota; Metazoa; Arthropoda; Insecta; Hymenoptera; Vespidae. The coding region runs from base 922 to 4083 and encodes 1053 amino acids. The record is from RefSeq and is a predicted model, not a curated record.
AGUGAGGACAGUUUAGCGUUAGCCGUCGUCGUGAUAGGUUUCCGUUUUUUCUGUGUUCUUACGGUUUUUCACGCUAGUUAUUUUUUACAGAGAAAGAAACAUAUGUCGCUUUCAAAAUAAAAGGAAAGAGAAAAUAUACAAAAGACGGAGAAACAAUAAACGUAAUAAAAGAAAGAAAAAAACCUAACAAAAUAUUGUAAUAAAUAAAUAAUAUAUUUACUUAGAACGCGUAAUAUACACUUAUAAAAGCCUCCUGGAGUAAUGUCGGGGAACGUGUACGCAUAGCGCGCGCGCGCGCGCGUGUUUAACCGCGCGAGACGAAGAGACACGUAAGUGUUGCGAGAGAGAAAACGCUUACUUCUCCUCCUUCUCUUCAUCGACGUCGUCGUCGUCGUCGUCGUCGUGUUGUCAUGGGUACUGUGUGUUGUGAUGGGGUUUUAUAAAAAAAAAAAUUUAAUUUCAAUUUUUUCUCUCCUUUUCACCAAAAUAUUUUUCACUUCAUGAAAAGAACCUAAUCGAAAUUUUAUCCUAGAUUACUUUUUUCUUUUUUCUUUUUCUUUUUUAAAAAAACAAAAUAAGAAAGAGAAAGAUUAAAACUAGUUGAUAGUGUCUCUGUUUAGUAGUUUAUUAGUAGUGUUACGACGUGCUUCUUCAGAGACAUACAUAUAUACAUACUCGUAUAACACGAGAAAGGUACAGAAUAAAAACGGUUGAGAGGGAGGGAAGGAGUAAGAGAGAAAGAGAAAGAGAAGAACAAGGAAAGAGAAAGAAGAGAGAAAGAAAGAAAGAGAAGACGAUAAUGCGGACUUGGUGUUUCCGCCUAGUUCGACACAACUUUGUCGACAAAGACAACGACGACAACAAUCCAGACGAAUUUCGACGAAUUUAUUCGUGAUUCGGUAGUUAUCGAUUUAGAAGAAGAUGAACGAGAUAACGUCGUGUUUGUUGUUCAGAGUUUGUUUAGGUGUAAUUUUAUUAGCUUUUGUUGAUGGAACAACGUCAUCCAACCUAUCAGAAAAACUUAUUAGACUAUCGAAUAAAAAUGAGGAUUCGGAAUCAUCGUCAUGGAUUGUAGUUAAUCCAGUUCAAGAAAAUCAAGAAGAAGAACAAGAAAAUAAAGGUGAUUUGAAGCAAAUCAAAGAUUUCAAAGUAUCUGAUUUCGAAAAUGAAAACUAUAAGUCAAAAGAAUCAACAAAAGAAGAAAAAGAAAAAGAAAAAGAAGAAGAAGAAAAAGUACAGACAACAAUUCCUACAAUGAUUAACAAUGAAACGAACGUAGACAUAUUAGAAGAGUUAGAAAAUGUUAGCAGUAUUGCUGUUACAACUACGAUAGAAUCAACUUCUUCAUCUCCAUUUUUGGACAAUGAAUUAGAAUCGUUCGAUCGUAUGGAAAAACAAAUCUUAGAUAAAUAUAACGAUGAAAAUGAUAAUUUAAACAAUACGAAGAAUGUAUCCUUGCAUUCGAAUGAAACUAAAUCAACAACGAAUGUACCAGAAUCAACAUUACCUGUAUCAUCGUCAUUGUCCUUGCUUAAUAUAAUUACUGAUAAGAAACAACUGGAGUUAACUGAAGCUAAUUUCAUUACUGCUUCGACAAUAAGAGAUACAUCGAUUUACGAGAACACAAUUGGUCGAAAGGAUUCUGAAAAGAAGAUAAUCGUAACCGAGCCUUCUGUUGUUUUAGAGAAUAGUAUUCAACAAUCAGAAGUAUUUGGAAAUAGUUUUAAAACUAGUAACAAUAGUUCAAUGAUCGAAUCAACUAGCUCUGUAUCUUUGUCAAAUAGCAGUACAUCAACCGAAUCUUCAUCUAUUGGAACUUCCACAAUUGAAACUCUGACAACAAGAACAUUCGUUCCAUAUAUCCAAUCGGAGAGCAACGAUCCUAGCGAUUUAACAGGAAAUAAAAUAACAGAAAGUGUUAGCUCAAAUACAGUUGUAUCAAUGACCACUGUUGUUACCAGUGAUUCCUCAGUUUUAGAAAUGAGAACUACCGAAGAGAAUAAUUCAACUACCAAAGAAACUUUUACCGAUGAUAAUUAUUCGACAAUUGGUACUGGUGAUACCGAUUUUUCAACGGAAACUACGUUAGAAUCAUCUGAUCAAUCUUCCGUUAACCCAACAACUAGUUCCUCAUCUUAUUCCAAUAGUACGGUCGAAUACGAAUUUGUUGGAUUAACGGAAAACAGUAGUAACACGAUUGCAACGACAACUUUGAUUCCAGAAGAGACUUUAUCUGUAGUUCAAGAACAAACGGGUGUUAAUAUCACUAAUAAUGUGUCAGAUUUAAUUGAAAGUACAAGAAGUUUGUCCGAAAUUGCAUCAUGGUCUAAAUCUAUCUCAGUUGAACAUACUUUACCUGUUACAUCUUCAUCAAAAACGAUUAUUACCAGCAGCAGUAGUACACCUGGAAGUACAGAAAACAACAUGAUGAUCAGUGUUGAAAGUACUACUGAAAGUUACGACGCAACACCACUCGUCAAUGUUGUUACCCUAGAUCUUCCAACUAGUACUUUCAUUACAACCUUUCGUGACAAAUUACCAACCGGUAAGAAAUCUAUUGAUACCAUUCCAACAACUUCUAUUACCAAUUUGGAUACCUUACCACCAGACGAAAUUACUUCUCUGGUUAGGAUAGUACUUGAGGGUACUAAAAAAGACGUUUGUCCACGUCUUGAAGAACUUCGACAAUUUCUUGCUAAUAUUUUAUCCAAUGGUUUAGAUAAAGUCAUCCAGGGGAAACAAGUUCGAUUUCAUAGGAACCCAUGUACCGAUUCAACAGACAGUUCCUCAACAAAUAAUUCAUCCUCUGAGGAAUCCGUUUUUACAAUAUACGUUUACAUUGUUAAUGAAAAUGGUAGAUUCGAUGCUGCCAUGACUAAGAUAUUACCAAAUUUUUAUAAAACACCUGUUUCGAAUUUUCCAAUAAUUAUACGAAGUUUUGCACUAGUACAGGAAAGAGAUUCUAGCAACGCAAUAGCUGUUGUUGUGGUUUCUUCAGUAGCAUUCAUCUGCCUACUCCUUCUUGCUGGCCUUCUGUUUGUUAUGAGAAAAAGACAAACGAGAUUCAAUUAUGGGGAACGAUGUCGACCUGUAUCCUUGGAUGCCUAUAGUUUGGAUAGUGUAUCUGCUUAUAAUAGUGUUAGACGAAAAGGCGUUGCUAGAUCAUCGAAAAGAAGUUAUGGUAAUCCUGCUUUUGAAGAUUCAAGUGCAGUUCCAUCUCACCCAUUAAAUUUCACCGGGCUUACUUCUUUUUCAAACGACGUCGAUGCCAUAAAUGAAGAAUUUUUAGGUAUACCACAAGUUUCUUCUAAGAUGGAUGAGCUUCCUUCGGGCGCUGAAGUGAAAAAUAGAUACGCGAAUGUGAUUCCACUUCCAGAAAGUAGAGUACCAUUGAAAAAACUCAACGAUGAUCCUCUUUCAGAAUAUAUUAACGCCAGUUACGUUCGAGGUCCCAAAAAUGCAAUAAAAUAUUACAUUGCAUGUCAAGCACCUUUGGAUACAACAGUUACUGAUUUUUGGCGUAUGAUUUGGGAACAACAAUCCAAAGUGAUCAUUAUGCUGACUGAUCUUGUAGAAAAUGGAGUUGAAAAGUGUACCGAAUAUAUACCACCGUCUGAAGUGACCGAUUGUCAUAGAUUGUAUGGUGAUUUUCAAGUGACAUUAAAGAAGCGAGAAACCAAAGAGAAAUAUGCAAUAUCAACGUUACAUUUGAAAAAUUUAGAGAAUAAUACGUUCAGAGAAGUAUACCAUAUUUGGUACUUAUGGCCAGCUAGUGGCGUUCAAACGGACGGUGCCGGACUUAUCGCUGUACUUCUCGAAGCCAGAGCUCUUCAAAGAGGUGGUCCAGGGCCUAUAGUGGUCCAUUGUAGUCCUGGUACAGGUCGUACAGGAACACUGAUAGCAUUAGACCUGGGAAUUAGACAGUAUGAAAUAACGCGAACGGUAGACGUACCAAGAGUGGUUUAUACGAUAAGAAGAGAUAGAGCUGGGGCUGUGCAAACUAAAGAACAGUAUACUUUUAUAUACAAGGCAUUAAAUUUAUAUGCAACCAAACUUGCUGGAGGUAUGCUGGAAUCAACCUAAACCGACAUCAAUAAAUUGUUUUCGGUUUAAUUUGUAAGAAAUUGGGGCGAGUGCUACAAAAAAAAAAAUAUUUAAGACUAAUUUCAUAAUAAUCUUUAUCGUUGUUUUUUUUUUCUUUUUUAUAUAAUUGAAAAAACAGACGGAUAGAAAAUUUUUUUUAUUCCAGUUUAACUGGAAUGAAAACAAAAGCAAAGAAAAUAUAAAUAUAGAUUAUUAACGAGUAUUAAUGUUUCGAUCGGUAAUUAAUGAUCGAAUGAAAGGCUGAAUAAUACUUGUGAUAUGUGGACCAUUCGUUGAUAUUCAUUAUAAUAAUGCAUAUUUAUACAUAUAUAAAUGUAUAUAUAUAUAGAUAUAUACGUGAUUUAUCUAUCGCGUUAUAUUUUUUAUUACUUACGGCCGUUUCAAUGAAUACAACUUUUUAUCUGCUUUGAUAAAAAUUACUGAAAUCUCUCUUUGGUGAAAGUAUUCAGUAUUAAGGCAUUAUAUUUUUAUGCUUGAAAGCAAGAUCGAAAAAGAAGACAAAAAGUUUUUUUUUUUUGGGCAAGUAGUAUUUAAAAAAAUACAAUGCUACAAAAAUUGACACAGUUAGCUUCAAUUUGUUUUUGAAGAGAUAAAAUAUAGAGGUGUAUUUAUAAGCUAGAUAUCAAAAUUUAUUUAUUUUUUUUGUUCUCAGAAUGAUAUCUUCACACUACUAUUGUUUUUCUUGUGUGUAUUAGAUUUUUCAUAUUUUAAGAAGCAAGCUUAUUGUGCAACCCUAGACGAUGCGCUCUCUUUUUUUUCCAAAUUAAUUAAAACAGAGAUUGCAAAGGCAUUUCGAAUUUAUUGACGUCAAUGUGAAUAUAUUUUACCUUCUUUUUCUUUUUUUCGUUGUUAUUAUUGUUAUUGUUAUUGUUAUCUGUGUUUAAAGUAUAUCCCAAUUCGUAGCACAUUGCUCUCUAUAAUUGUAUAUAAGUAAUAAAGAAAUGCAGAGGCACGUUGAUUGAA